AUGGGUGAAGUGCUUGCUGAUGAUAAUUUUUUACAGCACUGCGUAAAGCAUUUAAAAAGAAAAGAUACUAUUUUUCUUAAGUCUGCAGAUAGAUGUUGCAUCAUCCAUCACCUUUUAAGAUUCUACGUGGACAAGGUCUUCAAGCACUGUGAGACUGAGGAUUCUCAUGUCAACCGGAAAAUCAGCAGCAUAGCCAAUUCUUUCCUCAGCAUCAAGAAGAAAUUCAGACAAUGUAAUGAACAAAAUGCGUGCAAUUGUGGAGAGGAAGCAAUAGAGAAAUAUAAACAAAUUCUCACCAAUUAUGGACAGCUGAACAUCGCUUCUGCAGCAAUGAAAUCCCUUGGGGAGCUGGAUAUCCUCCUAGACUGGAUGGAGAAGGCUCAUUAGAGAACAGAAUACAAUAACCAACAUGCGACUUUUAAAGGUGCUUUAAAGUUGUGCAGCUGCCAUGGUGAUGAGUGUGCAAUAAGGUCUUAAUCCAGCUUUCUUUGGGGGUCUUCCCAUUGACCUGAAUUGGCAAUGUAAAUGUUUAGACAUUGCUCCUUUACGCAAGACAAUUAUUUCAAGCUCACGUGUGGUUUUUCAAAUCACAGCACUUAUAUUCCUGAUUAGCCUUGAAAGACUUUCUCUGCUAUUAAGGGUAGUUUUUAAUUAUUCCUUUUAGUCGUGGUUAGAUGAGUCUCUUGAGCAAUUUAAUGAAAUUAUUGUUUAGAUUGUGUGCUCUUUGGGACAGGGACUGUAUCUUCUUCUGUGUUUGGAAAGCACAGCGCACACCUUGGGAGCUACUUCAGUCUAGAUAUUAGUAAAGAAUGAUGCUUACAACCCUAGGGCUCAAUCUUACAAGACCCCCUCAGGUAGUGAACUCCCAUUGAAGCUAACAAGAGUACAGCCUGGGGAAGGCUUGCAGGAUUGGUCCCUGUAACGGGCUGUGCUCACCACCAUGGUGCCUCUUGCCGGUUGUUCUAGGAAUUAGCUCUGUCCAGCAGCAGGGCGUCCCCCUCUGGUGGUGUCUCACUCUCCAUUACUGCUGUCUGUGGGGACCCGCGUCACUCCCGGACCUUGGUGUCCUCUUCAGGGCACGACCCUCCGGCUGUGCCCCAACUCCAUUGUCUCCCCCCUUCCGGGGGAACUGGCAGUCAUUUACCCAGACUCUCACCACAGUGGCGAACUGCAGCCCCUCGCUCAGGGGCAAACUGCAGUCCUUUGGCUGGCCACUUACUUCGGCAGUCAGUGGGGCAAAGGGGCGGGGGGGAAAGACCCACCCACUACUCUGGGCCCCGACCCAGGGACCCUAUGGCUGGCAGCCACUCACUGCUUCUCCUUCCCCUCUGCUGCUAUCUACUUUCCCUGCGCCACUUCUCUGUAGCUCCAGCACCUACUCGGCCCCUGUAUCAAGGCCUCACUCUGGGAGCCAGCCAGGCUGGAGCUCUGCUUGCUCCCCUGACCCUGCCCAGCACUGCUCUGUCCCAGGUACUUCUCUCUGUAGGCAGCCAGUCCUUCUCCCUCAAGCUCCGAGGGAGACUGAGCUCCUCUCUGCCCUGCAGCCCUUCUUAUAGGGCCCAGCCUGGCCCUGAUUGGCUGCUUCUAAGCCUUCCUCUGAUUGGCUGGGUUCUGUGCCGCCACUCCAAGGGCUGCUAUUAACCCUUUGCCAGCCAGUGAGGGGCAGCUGCCCCAUCAUAGUCCCCUAAUUUUUUUUUUUAAACCACAAAAUAAUUACUAUUGUCUCUUGAAAUAAUGCUUAGCAUCAUGUUUUUCUACAUGUGAAACCAUUUUCUAUGUAAGAUAAUUUAUUCCCAAACAGAAAAAGAACUGAGUUCUUCCUAUAUGUAUUAUGUUAUCUGCAAGACACUCAAUAAGUAUAUAUUGUAUUGAUCAA
This is a messenger RNA of Chelonia mydas (Green sea turtle), 1876 nucleotides long. Its product is annotated as interleukin-20. Bases 1 to 387 code for a protein of 128 amino acids. The record is from RefSeq and is a predicted model, not a curated record. The transcript is spliced from 3 exons. Lineage: Eukaryota; Metazoa; Chordata; Testudines; Cheloniidae.